Messenger RNA from Cynoglossus semilaevis (tongue sole), 846 nucleotides. RefSeq names its product creatine kinase, testis isozyme. The transcript has a single exon. NCBI's taxonomy places the organism in Eukaryota, Metazoa, Chordata, Actinopteri, Pleuronectiformes, Cynoglossidae. Gene Ontology annotation, molecular function: creatine kinase activity. Gene Ontology annotation, biological process: phosphocreatine biosynthetic process. The annotation marks the transcript as partial. The record is from RefSeq and is a predicted model, not a curated record.
UUCCCAGAUCUCAGUACGCACAACAACCACAUGGCCAAAGUGCUAACACCGGACAUGUACAAAAUGCUGAGAGAGAGGGCUACACCCAAUGGAUACACCAUAGACAACGUUAUCCAGACAGGAGUGGACAAUCCAGGUCAUCCUUUCAUCAUGACUGUGGGCUGCGUUGCUGGAGAUGAGGAGACAUACGAAGUCUUCAAAGAGCUGAUGGAUCCAGUGAUUGAGGACAGACAUGGAGGAUAUAAGCCAACGGACAAACACAAGACUGACCUCAACCCAGAUAAUCUGGUAGGUGGUGAUGAUCUUGACCCUAACUAUGUCCUGAGCUCACGUGUCCGAACAGGACGCAGCAUCCGUGGCUUCUGCCUGCCGCCACACUGCAGCCGGGGUGAGAGGCGUGCUGUGGAGAAACUCUCUAUGCAAGCUCUGGACUCCCUGAGUGGAGAUCUGAAGGGGAAAUACUUCGCCCUGAAGAACAUGACAGAUUUUGAACAGCAGCAGCUCAUUGAUGACCACUUCCUGUUUGACAAACCCGUGUCUCCCCUGCUGCUGUCUGCAGGAAUGGCCCGUGAUUGGCCUGAUGGCAGAGGCAUCUGGCACAAUGACAACAAGACGUUCCUGGUGUGGGUGAAUGAAGAAGACCACCUGCGUGUCAUUUCAAUGCAGAAAGGAGGCAAAAUGAAGGAAGUGUUCGAACGCUUCUGCACUGGACUCACCAACAUCGAGAAUCUGUUCAAGGAAAAAGGUAAUUCGUUCAUGUGGAAUGAGCAUCUGGGCUACGUUCUGACCUGUCCAUCCAAUCUGGGAACAGGUCUGCGAGCAGGUGUGCAUGUGAAGCUGCCCAAC